Messenger RNA from Physella acuta, 1454 nucleotides. Its product is annotated as squalene synthase. Lineage: Eukaryota; Metazoa; Mollusca; Gastropoda; Physidae. Gene Ontology annotation, biological process: cholesterol biosynthetic process; farnesyl diphosphate metabolic process. Gene Ontology annotation, molecular function: squalene synthase [NAD(P)H] activity. The record is from RefSeq and is a predicted model, not a curated record. Gene Ontology annotation, cellular component: endoplasmic reticulum membrane.
GUAUACAUGAUCCAAUAGAAUUGGAGGAACUUUUUAUUUUAUCUCACUCCUCGUCAUUCAUUGAGUUUUUAUGAACUCUUGGCUAAAUUGCUGAACAGAUACAGCAAUGGAUUUAUUAAAAUCAAUCACACACCCAGAUGAGGUGAUUGCUCUGCUGCGCUUUAAAAUGGGAGGCAGCAAAGCCAUAAUGCCAAAAUGUGAUUUGAACAGUAUGAGCUCAAGUUUAAAGCAUUGUUACCAUCUGCUCAACCUGACAAGUAGAAGUUUUGCUGCUGUCAUACAAGCUUUAGAUGGACACCUGAGAGAUGCUAUUUGCAUAUUUUAUCUAGUGCUACGAGCAUUAGACACUGUAGAAGAUGACAUGACCAUCCCCAUAGAUAUUAAAGUUCCAAUGCUCAAGACGUUCCACAAAAACCUUUUGGACCCUGAGUGGAAAUACAUGGAGAGUAAAGACAAGGAUAGGCUAGUGCUGGAGACAUUCCCAGAGAUAUCCAAAGAAUUCCGAGCCCUUGCACCUAUAUACCGAGAGGUUAUUUCUGAUAUAUGCCAGAAAAUGGGAGAUGGCAUGACAGUGUUUCUGGAGAGGAAAGUUGACACAAUGGACGAGUGGGACGAAUACUGCCACUAUGUAGCUGGUUUGGUUGGAAUAGGACUAGCUAAACUGUUCUCAGCGUCAGGGUUAGAGGAUGAGAUUGUGGGCGAGGACUCCAAGUUAGCUAACCAAGUCGGCUUGUUUCUACAGAAGACAAACAUCAUCAGGGACUAUCUAGAAGACUGGAAUGAUCAACGAAUAUUUUGGCCUAAAGCUUGUUGGAGGAAAUAUGGCAAUGAUAUUGGGGACUUUGCCAAGCCAGAGAACAGAGAGAAAGCUGUGGAGUGCUUGAAUGAGUUGAUAACAAAUGCCCUGGAACUGGUGCCUUCCUCCAUCCUGUUCAUGAGCAGACUGAAGAAUCAAAGUAUCUUCAAUUUUGUUGCUAUUCCACAGGUGAUGGCAAUUGCUACUUUAGAACGCUGUUACAAUAACCCUAAUGUGUUCACGGGGGUGGUUAAAAUACGCAAAGGUGAAACAGUACGCAUGAUGCUCAACGCAACCAAGUUUGAGAAUGUGAAAGCUAUAAUGAAACAUUUUACAUUGGAAAUAAUGGAAAGAAUACCAGAGUCAGACCCCAACUGCGCUAGAACAAAACAAGUCUGUAAUAAAGCUUUAGGUGUCACAAAGACAGAGCUAGAGUACACAACGUCCAGUAUAUACCCACCCCUGUACAUGAGCAUGGGGCUAAUGCUGUCUGCCAUAGCCUACACCUACUGGUCCCAGAUCUCACAGUGGUACGAUGAAAUCUUUUAGGACCUUUCAUCUUGUCAACUUGUCAUGCUAGAAAUCUUUUAAAACUAUUAGGACCAGUCAACUUGCUGUGCUAGAAAUAAUUCAAAACUUAAUCACUCGAGCAGUCUUG